UCAGUCGAGGACUGGUGCAGCAUUCUCAUCCACAAUGAAGACGCUGCUUGCUGUCCUUUUGCUGUCUGGCUUUGCAGUCAUUUGGGCAUCCGAGACCUGCUCCAGUGAUAAAUGCAAAAAUUCGUGUAAGAAUCGCUGUGGAGACAAGCCAAACAAGUCCUACGGCUGUCAGUGCAAUGCUCACUGUGAAAGGUUCGGAGACUGCUGCAAGGACUACUCCAUCUGCUCCUAUAUUGAUUCAGAACUGAAUGAAGUUCAUCAUCAUGGCAGUUCAGAUAUUGAUGACAAGUCUCACAAGGCGUCUCACGAGGCCCAUUACACUGAUAAAUCAGAUAUCCAUGACAAGUCGCACGAGGAUCCGUACACUGACAACUCAGAUAUCCAUGACAAGUCGCACGAGGAUCCGUACACUGACAACUCAGGAACUGAGAUCAGCAAGAGCGACAUCAAGGCUGUGUCCGAGAUCUUGUAUCAGUCAGAUGUGAACAAAGCAGCAGAGACAGAUAUUAUCUUGAACAAGCAGGAAAUGUCUGAGAACACUAAGAAAAAAGAUGACCUGUGUGAUCACCCAUUGUACAAGCAUGUGAAUGAAGAGAUAUUUAAACGGCCUACAUAUAAAGCGUUUAUCAAGCUACUGGACAAUUACGACAGGAAGACUGGAAAAGAUGAAACAUUCACAGAAGAGGAAAUAGAGGAGCAGGAGAUUUUCUUAAAGGAGAUUAUGAAAACAAAAGUUAUGAAGGAGCUUUACAAAUUCUUCCACAAAAAAGGACUGUACAGAAAUGAAAAGCAGUUUGUUGAUGACCUGAGGAACAUGUGGUUUGGACUUUACUCUCGGUCUUCUGGGGAACAAGACUCAAGUGGCUUUGAACAUGUGUUUGUAGGUGAAGUCAAGAAAGGCAAAGUAUCUGGUUUCCACUGUUGGAUUCGGUUCUACUUCUUAGAAAAGAAGAAACAGAUUGACUAUUACAGUCAUAAUUAUGAUGGUCCGUGGGAAACCUACCCCGAUGUGUUGGGGCAACAGUUCGAGUGGGACGGUUUCUAUAAACAAGUUGGCACCCAAAUAAUUGGCUCCAGUCCUGAGUUUGACUUGGCACUUUAUAGCCUGUGCUUCAUCGCCCGCCCUGGUAGAAAAUGCCGUGUCAGCAUGGGAGGACAUGAAAUAGACAUACAAACCUAUGAAUGGACCAAAAGCACCUAUGGCAAAGACAAGAAGUUCAUCGCUACAGCCUAUGCUACAUUUUAGAAUGGUUAAAUGGGUUUUCCAAGUUCUAUAAUGCCCCCCUUAUGCCCGGCCCCCUCACACAGAUUGUUGUUACCUUCGCUCCUCAGCACCCGCAUCACUUCUCAUACCAGCAUGGCCACCGCUGCAUCUCCCCGUCGCAAGCGGGGUCAGCCCACGAUGGGAACAAACCUUCCUAGCGACGAGGGUGCUGGGGAGUGAAGUACAACCUCUGUGAGGGGCCCGGACAUAUGGGGGGCAUUAUAGAAUUUGGAUAACCCCUUUAAUGCUAAUCUUACCAUUCUUAAUAACUUACGCUUUAGAAACAGAUUUGCUAAACUUAAGGCCUCAUGCACAUGACCAUAUGUAUUCUGCGGAUAUGCAAAAUACGGAUACCAUCCGUGCUGCAUCCGCAUUUUUUGCAGACCCAUUAACUUUAGUGGGUCCGCAGGUCGGCCAAGUAUAGGACAUGCUCUAUCAUUUUGUGUAAUGGACAUAGGGAUGUAGGAAGCACAUGGAUCAUCCAUAUGCUUUCCGCAUCCGUACGUCUGUUCCUCAAAAAGAUAGAAUAUGUCAGCAAAAUGCGGACCAUGGAUCCAUUGUAAUUAAUG
Molecule: messenger RNA, 1833 nt
Organism: Bufo gargarizans (Asiatic toad)
Lineage: Eukaryota; Metazoa; Chordata; Amphibia; Anura; Bufonidae
Gene: ENDOU
Product: endonuclease, poly(U) specific
Exons: 12
Coding region: 35-1246 (403 amino acids)
Molecular function (GO): RNA endonuclease activity
Source: RefSeq, a predicted model, not a curated record